AUGGCAACCAAUAGUUGGGAUAUGAAAGGAAUUGAGGAGGAGAUCCUUCGGGUUCAGGUGGCGGAGGAGGAAGAGGAUGUUGCGAUUGAAGGAGGAGAGGAAGAUGACGGUAUUGAUGCGAGAUGGUGUGUAGUCGGGAGAUUUCUGUCCGAUCGGGAUGUUGAUUUUGAAACUAUGCAGAAUGUGCUUGCAUCACUUUGGAAACCAGGUAUGGGGAUGUUUGUUAAAGAAUUGCCACCUGAUAGAUAUUUUUUUCAAUUUUACCAUGAGGUGGAUAUACAGAGAGUCAUUACAGGGAGUCCAUGGACGUUCAAUAGAAUGCAGUUAAUCUUGACAAGGCUCCAGGAAGGAGAUGAUCCGCAGAAGGUUUUAUUGAAAAAACUUGAUAUUUGGGUCCAAGUGUAUGAUCUACAACCGGGAUGUAUGUCUGUAAGUGUCCUUCGAAAUGUGGCUAAUGUGAUGGGAAGGUUUGUGGAAUCGGAUCCUAAGAAUUUUGUGGGUGUUUGGCGGGAUUAUUUCAGAGUUAGAGUGACAAUAGAUAUUAACAAACCGCUAAGGAGGAGAAUGAGAUUGACUAAACCGGAUGGUGCUAAUUUCUGGGCUACGUUUAAAUAUGAGCGAGCGCCAACAUUUUGUUUCAUCUGUGGUAUUAUUGGGCAUUCUGAAAAAUUUUGUGUGAAGCUGUUCGAAAAGCCACUGGAUCAGAUAGUGAAACCGUAUGGAGAGUUCAUGCGAGCAAAGUUCCAAAACCGAAAGCAGAACAUAGGGGCGCGAUGGCUGAGAACGAGAGGUUGGACUCCGGGAAUGGUGGUCGGCGAGAGUAGUGGUGCAGGGGAGAUGGGGCAAGCCGAUGAUACCCAUAUGGAAAGUGACAAUCAGGGCACUAAUGGGGGAGAGAUUGGUGGCGAUACUAUGGGAUUUCAUAAUCAGGGAGUUAAUGUGGGGGAUAUGCAAGUUGGUCAAAAUUCUCAAUAUGAAAAUAAUCCUAUAAAUGGGAUUAAUGAAGAAAGGAAUGAGAUGCCACCUGGGUUACAUGCUAAUGGGAGUGUUGUGAUUAUAGACAAUAAAAGAAGAAAGGCAACAGAGGAGUUGGAGAAAGAAGCUUCGGGCUUGGGCCUGGAGAGUAAUGGGCUUUCAAAAAACUCGGAUUUGGCGGGUCUCUCUUAUGGGGCUCGCCCAACAUUAUGA
Cannabis sativa is the source of this 1188-nucleotide messenger RNA. RefSeq lists its product as uncharacterized. The transcript has a single exon. The record is from RefSeq and is a predicted model, not a curated record. The coding region runs from base 1 to 1188 and encodes 395 amino acids. Lineage: Eukaryota; Viridiplantae; Streptophyta; Magnoliopsida; Rosales; Cannabaceae.